Paramecium sonneborni is the source of this 573-nucleotide messenger RNA. The record is from the annotation of a GenBank genome assembly. NCBI's taxonomy places the organism in Eukaryota, Ciliophora, Oligohymenophorea, Peniculida, Parameciidae.
AUUUUUAUUAUGAAUAAUUAGGUGUAGAGUGUUUAAGAAAAAAUAAAUAUGGCGUUGCAAUAUAAGGAGGAAGGAAAUUAGCAUUUCAAAAACUAAGAUUUGAAGAGGGCUUUAACAUGUUAUCAUAAAGUAUUUUUAUAUAUAAAUGGUUUGAUAACUAAAGAAGAUGAGUUUGAUUCAUAUGCUAAAGUAAAAUAAAAUAAUUAGAAUAUAGAAUCAAUAAACAACUAAAGAGGAGACUGAUGCUAUACGAUAGUUAAAAUGUUUGACUUAUAGCAAUAUGGCCUAAGUCUAUAUAAAUUAAUAGAAGUAUGAAAAAGGAAUAGAAGCAGCAUAAAAUAGUUUAUAGAUAAAUAAGAAUGCUAAAGCUUUAUUUCGAUUGGCUGUUUGCAAUAUUGAAUUAAAUAAUAUGGAGAAAGCUUAGGAGUUGUUGAUGGAAGUGCAAAAAUUAGAUAGUAAAAUAGAUAUAAGUGAUAAAUUGAAAUAGAUCAAAGCAAAAGAAGCUAAUCAAGAUAAAGCCUUAUCUUAAGCGAUGAAAAAAUUAUUUGUUUGAUUUUAUAAAGAAUAAUAUAG